Molecule: messenger RNA, 4239 nt
Organism: Striga asiatica
Lineage: Eukaryota; Viridiplantae; Streptophyta; Magnoliopsida; Lamiales; Orobanchaceae
Source: the annotation of a GenBank genome assembly
AUAGGGUACAAGCUCCAAGGUAUCGAAUGAUUCCAACAGAAACAGAUCUGAAUGCGCUUCCUUUACUCUCGAGCAUCCCGGAAAAAGUGCUACCAAUGGCUGCAACGCAGUUGAGGACAAAGGAUGAUUCACACUGGCAAGAUAGUUCUGUCAUGUCUAAUCUUGCUAGGAAAGGAGAAGCCCUCGCUGUAUCUGGUUUAGCAGAGUAUGGUGAUGAGAUAGAUGUCAUUGCUCCUGCUGAUGUUCUGAAACAAAUAUUUAAGAUACCAUACACCAAGGCUCGCGUGUCAAUUGCUGUUCACCGCGUUGGACAAACUCUUGUCCUGAAUAGCGGGCCUGAUAUUGAAGAGGGAGAAAGACUUAUUCGAAGACAAAAUCGUCAGCCAAAAUGUGUUGAUCAGUCGUUAUUUUUAAAUUUUGCUAUGCAUUCUGUAAGAAUGGAGGCUUGUGAUUGCCCUCCAAGUCACAAUACUUCUUCAGAUGAGCAAUUGAAGUCACAUUCUCACCCCAAUGAGUGCAUGCCAAGUGAUGGUUCACUUGAAUCCUCAGAUCAUCCAAUGCAAGGGCAUACAUCCUAUGGGCAACAGGAGGGUAUUGGCCGAAGCAAAGAGUUUACCCAUCAGCAGGAGUUGCCACAUGCUGGAAGGAAAAAUCUGUAUUUGGGUAAGAAGAAAAAUAAGAGACAUAAAGGUCGUGAAACUGUAAAAAAGGUGGCGGAAGUUAAAGAAAAGCCAAGGUGCCCAGUUCAAGAAUCUGAAAAAUAUAGAAAAAUUGGCGAGGAUGGCUUUUUAAGAGUGCUCUUUUGGCAGUUCCACAAUUUCCGUAUGCUUCUGGGUAGUGAUUUGCUCAUCUUUAGCAAUGAGAAGUACGCCGCGGUGAGCUUGCACUUGUGGGACGUCUCACGCAAGGUCACUCCAUUAACCUGGCUUGAAGCUUGGUUGGACAACUUUAUGGCUAGUGUUCCUGAAUUGGCCAUCUGUUACCAUGAGAAUGGUGUUGUUCAAGGUUAUGAGCUUCUGAAGACUGACGAUAUUUUUCUACUAAAGGGCAUAUCUGAUGAUGGAACUCCUGCUUUUCAUCCCCAUGUUGUCCAACACAAUGGUCUUUCAGUGAUGAGAUUCCUACAUGAGAACUGCAAGCAUGACCCUGGUGCUUAUUGGCUGUAUAAAAGUGCGGGAGAAGAUGUCAUACAACUGUUUGAUCUUUCUGUCAUUCCAAAAAGCCAUGCGGCUGAUAGUUCCGAUGACAGCUCUGGUUCUUUGCCGUCUUUGAUAUAUAGAGGGAGAAGUGAUUCUAUACUCUCGCUGGGCACCCUACUGUACCGUAUUGCGCACAGACUCUCUCUCUCAAUGUCAUCCAAUAGCAGGGCAAGGUGCGCAAGAUUCUUCCAAAAAUGUAUCAGUUUCCUAGAUGAGCCAGAUCAUUUGGUGGUGCGUGCACUUGCUCAUGAACAAUUUGCGAGGCUCCUGCUUACAUACAAUGAGGAGGUGGAGCUGACAUCUGCAGUGCUUCCAAUGGAGUCGGAAGUUAUCAUUUCUGAUGCAGAAGAGGAGUCAUUUGAGCUUGCUAGCGGGUUACCUGCAUCUAUCGUUCAGGAUGCUGUAUAUCCUCCUGUUACAGCUGUCAAACAACUAGAAAGCCCACAAUGCCUGGAACUUCUCACUCAAGAAUGUUCUGGCGAUGCGUCAUUCAAACAGAAUGUAUCUUCACCCGAACUGCCUGAAGUAUUCGAUGCGAGGAAGGAGAACGAGAAUCCUCUAUGCAUUGAUGAUAAUGAUGUUUCAGUCCCUAAUUUUCCAAAACAAUCAGAUGAUGCUGUGCAGUCUGUGGGUGAUCCAUUAUCGUCUAAGCUGGCUGCUAUACACCAUGUCUCUCAAGCCAUCAAGUCCCUUAGAUGGACACGACAACUGUACUCUUCUAGGAUGGAGUCAAACCUGGAAAAUGAAGAAACUGAGAACGAUCUGUCCCCGUCCAUGGAUUUCUCUGUCUGCGCCUGUGGCGACCCUGACUGUAUCGAAGUUUGUGAUAUUCGAGAGUGGCUCCCUACAUCAAAGUUGGAUGAUAAAUUGUGGAGACUUGUUCUGCUGCUUGGAGAAUCUUAUCUGGCCCUUGGACAGGCUUAUAAAGAUGAUGGCCAGCUGUACCAAGCCUUGAAGAUCGUGGACUUAGCUUGCCUGCUCUAUGGUUCAAUGCCUCAGGACACAAGAUUUAUCUCUACCAUGGUGUGGACUGGCUCAUUAGCCCACACGAACGUUCAAAGUGAAGAUAUGACAAACUCCUCCGCAUGCAGUGAUGUUUUGUCUUUCGAUGGCCUGUCUUCUAAUUUACUCUUCUGGGCCAGGGCUUGGACGCUGGUCGGGGAUGUUUUUGUUGAGUUCUACUUGAAGAAGGGUCAGGAGACCUCGAGGCAGACACGGAGGAAAGAAUGUGCCAAGGACCUAAAAAUGCCACCUGAGGUAGUAAAGGAAUUUGUGAGGCUGAAAAAGAAGAUGGGGAAAUUUAAUCAGAACUGCCAAUCGUGCUCUCUAAUAAACUGCAGUUGCAGGAGUGACAGGGCAAGUAGUGGUAGUAGUGCCAGCAGCAGUGGUGCAUACUCGUCAAAUUACAACAAGAAACAAGGAAGAAAAGCAUAUGGCAAAGCCAGCUUGUACACUCGUAAUAGUGACUGUGAAGGUAGUGUCUCGCAGAAAGUGGACGCCAGGAAUUUUCAUGGUGAUGAAAGAAUUGGGAAUGAAACUUGUAGGAUUGCGGAUACUAUGGAGGAAAUGGAACUCACCGGGUCUAAAGAAGACGCAGUUCCGAAAAGUUCUUUUAAAGAAGAGUCAGCAGCUAAAACUGGUGGUAUAUUCAAAUACUUGAGGGGUUUUAUAACCGAAGAUGCGGAUUAUAACCUGUCUGUUGCUUUGACUUGUUACGAGACAGCUCUCAUGGCUAUGCUUGGACUUCCCGCUAGUUCGGUGGAAGUACAGUCUGUACUUAAGAAGAAAGGAUGGACGUGCAAUGAAUUGGGACGUUAUCGACUGGAAAUGAAAGACUUGUUAAAAGCCGAAGAUGCUUUCUUGAAGGCAAUUGACGCGUUUAAACAAGUGGGGGACUAUACGAAUGUGAUCUUGAUCAACUGCAAUCUAGGCCACGGGCGCCGUGCACUAGCCGAGGAUAUGAUUCCGAAGAUCGAAAAUCUCAAGCAACAUGCAGUUUUCCAAAAUGCAUAUGUGCAUGCACUCGAGACUGCCAAGUUACAGUACAGCGAAGCCCUACGGUACUAUGGAGCAGCAAAAACGGAGUUAAAUGCCCGUGGUGUCGAGAAAACAGGUCCCGCACCUGGAGAUCUCAAGAAUGAGGUGUACACACAGCUGGCUCAUACGCAUCUGAAGCUCGGCAUGCUACUUGCAAGAGAGAACACUGUUGCCAAGGUUUGUGUCUUUGAAGAUGACUCGAUUUCUGGUCUUGGUCAAACUCAGUUCGAACAUGUAAAUCAUGAAAUCUCAGCAAAUGAUGCAAUACGGGAGGCUCUGGCAAUGUAUGAGGCACUGGGUGACUCGCGAAAGCAGGAGGCUGCAUAUGCGCAUUAUCAGCUGGCUUGCUAUCAAAGGGACUGCUGCUUGAGGUUUUUUGGCUCGGAUCAAAAGAAGAAUAAUUUGGCUAAAGGGGACAAUAAUGGUGUUGUUCAUAAGGUGAAACAGUAUGCCUCACUUGCAGAAAGGAACUGGCAGAAGUCGGUUGAUUUCUAUGGGCCCAAGACGCAUCCCGCGAUGUUCCUGACCAUUCUUGUUGAUAGAUCGGCUUUGUUGUUUAGCCUGUCGAGCUAUCUUCACUCAAGCUCGCUCCUUGAAUCAGCCCUAACUCGUCUGCUCGAAGCACGUCAUGUAUCUGAGAACACUUCCCUGGCCACCGAAAAUCCCAAGGCCUGUGCUAAAUUCUGGCGCCAGCUGCAAACGCUCCUGAAGAAUAUGCUUGCCACAGCACGUUUGACAAAAGCAAACAAAACUUCAGCCAACUCUCAGCAAACUCAGCCUUGCAAAUCGGCUGAUGUUAAAAAGCUUUCCGAGCUUUACAAGAUCUCUUUGAAGUCCUCCGAUUUGGGUCAGCUGCACACAAUGCAUACCUUGUGGACAACAUAAAGGCCAGUAGCUCUUAAGAAUUUUGCCUAAAUUGGCUGAGUACUUAAAUGUGUGAUGCUUGUUUGGGACUUUUGGUGUGUUGUUAUGCUUUUCUUUUCUUCCUUUUUUUUUUUUUUUU